Physella acuta is the source of this 3513-nucleotide messenger RNA. RefSeq names its product BTB/POZ domain-containing protein KCTD12. Gene Ontology annotation, molecular function: protein binding. The record is from RefSeq and is a predicted model, not a curated record. Lineage: Eukaryota; Metazoa; Mollusca; Gastropoda; Physidae. Gene Ontology annotation, biological process: protein homooligomerization.
AGUGUCAACUGGUUCAAUCGCUGGAAAUCACAGUUUGGAGCUGAAAGUUCUUGAGAUUUGGAUUUUUCACAGAAGCAGCAGGCGCGGGCUAGCAGACGGCGCGGACUCGCGAGCUUGUCGUCCUGCCGUGCCGCCUUCAUCGAUACCCUGCCCCCCACCCCCGGGCCGGGGAUGAUCAAAGCCGUACGCCGCACGCAUUGAGCCACAUUCGUACGGAUGAGGAGGGAGAUGUGAGCACCUAGCACUGGAGUGAGUGUAAGCACUUAGCACCGAGUGAGAGGGAGCCACGGAGAGGGACCUCUCCAGCGAUCUUGUGGGUUCUGGUUUAAUUAACAGACCGCUCCGUUCUGUGACGGCACCAAUGCUCGGUUGGCAUCGCGAUACGGAUACACUUCUGCGGAGUCCGGUGCCACCUGCGUGGGACGGUGGAGUCUUCUGAGUCACUCAAGCGUCAGCAGACACGUGAGAAAUUACGUCAUUCAAUUGUCUUAGGAUCAGACAAGAAAAAAAAAGUGUGACACCGUGAAAACAAAAGGAGGAGUUAUCGGUCUUGUAAGGGAGACAACUUGUGUAAACAUUGCUGUCAAAUUCAUGCUGGGAUACUUACGUGUUGCUAAACGGGUUAUCGGCCUUAGUUUGUCGUAAAAAAAAACAGUUGAAAUAAGAGUGAGCAUUUCCAAACACGUGCUGACAGCGAGCUUGGUUAAAUUCUCAAGCAGGUUGUCCGGGAGAUGUCCGAUAAAGUGUCGACGACAAACAUCAUGACGGACGGCAUCGUAGAGUUGAACGUGGGCGGCGUGUUCUACAGUACUAGUCUGGAGACGCUGCGGAAGGAGCAGGACAGUUACCUGGCCAGGUUGUUCUCUGACGCCAACAAGAGCAAGGCACUCAGGGACGCUAAGGGCAAGUACUUCAUUGACAGGGACGGUGUGCUCUUCAGGUAUGUCCUCGACUAUCUCCGCAACCUGAAGCUUGUGUUACCUGAGAACUUCCACGAGAAGGAACGUCUCAGGCAGGAGGCCGAGCACUUCCAGCUUCCCAACCUGGUCAAGAUCGUCAACGCCUACCCGUCAAUCAAGGCACAUCACGUGACGCCCCUGCCCGCCCUGGGACAGAUCAAAGACCCCGCCCCCGUCAACCAGCACCUGUCCCCACAGAGCACCUACCCCCAGAGACCCCCGGCGUCACCCCCCGCCACCAACGACUCCGCGUCACCCACGGGGGACAACAUGGUCAACAACGCCAACUCCUCCCCGUCCCCCAUCAACGAACGCAGCAACGGGUUCAUCACCGUCGGCUACCGGGGCACGUUCGCCUUCGGGCGGGACGGGCUAGCAGACGUCAAGUUCCGGAAGUUGAGCCGUAUCAUCGUCUGCGGGAAGGUCUCGCUGUGCCGGGAGGUGUUCAAGGACACGCUCAACGAAAGCCGAGACCCGGACCGCGGGGAGUUCGACCGUUACACCAGCCGCUUCUUCCUGAAGCAUUCCUUCCUGGAGCAGGCCUUUGACAUGCUGCAGGAGGAGGGGUUCACGCUGGUGGGCAGCUGUGGGUCAGGCACCAACAGCGCCGGGGAGGUCAAGCCCGGUCUGGACACGGAAGAGGCCAAAUGGCAACAUUAUAACGAGUUUAUUUUCGAGCGGCGCUGAUGGACUGUUGGGGGAUUUCAAGAAUCGGUGGGUGCAAGCCUUAAAUUUACGGUAUUGAUACCUUCUUUAUCGCGUGCGUCAAGAUCGAAUCUGCACCGUUUGCAUGUUGGGCUGGAAACUUGUGCUGCAGAGCCAUUCAAGCUGAUUUUUUUAAUGUUUUUAUUUUAUUUUGAAACAAACAAUGAAACAAUUCACAAUGUAAACAUUUCAAAUGUGCACUAGUUCCCCAGGACACCUUUGCAUCCAUUACCCUAAUUUUUUCUCGCAUCAUAAACUUCACAAAAUAAAAAAUUUACUUCAUUACUUGAAGCCAUUUGAUCCGGCAAAUAGAUUUUACAAAAUCACCUUUAUAAAAAUUUCUAGGCCUGCGUAGUGUAUUUUUUUUAAUGAUGUAUAUUGUAGCUUUUUAUAGACAAAUAUAUUGUAUAGAGCCGCUCAUUAAAGAAUUUAGAAAAUUGAGCCCAGUAUUAGAGAAAACAGGUACAACUAGUUGUGCAUAUAUAAAGCACCUGUAUAUCGAUUACCUGAUGUCCAAGGUUUAAAAUCUUGACCACUGUCUACUUUGUUAUUUUGUCUUUAACUUUAACGUAGUAUUUAGUCAAUAGUUGUAAAAGAGUUGCUUCCCCUUAAGUUAAAAAAAGAAAACCUAUCCAACUAUAGCUCCCCCCUCCCCACAUACACACCCACUCUAAGCAAAUCCUGUCCACCUAAUGAAAUACGUGUUCUCUGUGUCCAGGCUGGUAAGACUUUUCAGCUAGGGCAGAUGGGACGUUAGGGCAGAUGGGACGUUAGGGCAGAUGGGAUGUUAGGGAAGAUGGGAUGUUAGGGCAGAUGGGAUGUUAGGGCAGAUGGGAUGUUAGGGCAGAUGGGACGUUAGGGCAGAUGGGAUGUUAGGGCAGAUGGGACGUUAGGGCAGAUGGGACGUUAGGGCAGAUGGGACGUUAGGGCAGAUGGGAUGUUAGGGCAGAUGGGAUGUUAGGGCAGAUGGGACGUUAGGGCAGAUGGGACGUUAGGGCAGAUGGGAUGUUAGGGCAGAUAGCAUAAUCGGCUGUUGGGGUAAAUAAAAUAAAAAUAGGAUACUAAGAAAACGUUUUGUGACCAUUACUUGGGUUAUCUUUCAUUUAUGCACCAUUGAUUGUAUGAAUAUAUCGUAUAAACAUGAACGUACUGUAUGAUCAUGUUAUAAAAUAUAUUAUACUCACAACACAUAUGAUUUUGACAUGAAAAUGUAAUAUGAACAUAUUGUAUGAAUAUGUUAUAUGAAUAUAUUGAAUGAAUAUUUACAUAUUAUGUUACAUAAACGUGCCGAGUGAGAAAAUUGUAUGAGGAUGCCGUCUGAACAUGUAUGGGCAUAACAUAUGACAAUAUAUGAACAUAUCGGAAUGAACGCAUCACAGGAAAAUGUCGAAUUAAGAUGUCGAAUGAACAAAUCGUAUGAGCAUAUUGCAUAAAUAUGUAUGGUCAUAUUAAAUAUGUCGAAUGAACAAAUCCUAUGAGAUGUACAUAAACAUGUAUCAUCAUUUUGAAUAUGUCUAAUGAACAAAUCGCAUGAACAUGCCGUACUGACAUGAGGUUUGAUAGACAAUAAUGUUGGCCCAGUACUGCAAACAGUGUUUUGUCACGCAUGGUUGAACUUCAGUGUAUAUCUUUUUGGUUAUCAUUUCAGCUGUUUAGUUAUAGUUGACGUCACACGUAUGUAGUUAACGACACGGAAUAUGUUUCUUUAUGUUCGUUGUUUCUGUCUGUCUGUCUGUCGUCAGUGGUCAUUGGCCGUCCAUUUGUACCGGUCAGUGGUCAUCGGUAUUUCUGACGGUUAAUGGCCGUCCAUUUUUGUGACGGUCAACGGCCGUCCAUUUUUUGACGGUCA